Molecule: messenger RNA, 1857 nt
Organism: Verticillium nonalfalfae
Lineage: Eukaryota; Fungi; Ascomycota; Sordariomycetes; Glomerellales; Plectosphaerellaceae
Exons: 8
Coding region: 1-1857 (618 amino acids)
Biological process (GO): L-leucine biosynthetic process
Cellular component (GO): mitochondrion
Molecular function (GO): 2-isopropylmalate synthase activity
Source: RefSeq, a predicted model, not a curated record
AUGACGAUGCUCAAGGAACCCAUCAAGAAGUACAAGCCCUUCAAGCCGCCUCGCCUGCAGAACCGGCAAUGGCCUGACAAGGUCAUCGAGAAGGCCCCCCGAUGGCUCUCUUCUUGCCUUCGCGAUGGCAACCAGAGUCUGCCCGAUCCCAUGAGUGGCGAUGAGAAGUGGCGUUACUUCAAGAUGCUCUGCGAUCUCGGCUACAAGGAAAUUGAAGUCUCAUUUCCGUCUGCGUCACAAACCGACUUCGACUUCACCCGCCGCCUCAUCGAAACCCCAGGCGUCGUGCCCGACGAUGUGUUCCUCCAGGUCCUGUCGCCCUGCCGUCCCGAUCUCAUCCGCAAGACCGUCGAGUCCGUCCGCGGAGCCAAGAACGCCAUUAUCCACAUCUAUCUCGCGACAAGCGCAUGCUUCCGACAAGUCGUUUUUGGCUAUACUGAGGAACAGACUCUGGAACUUGCUGUCGAGUGCGCGAAGCUCGUCAGGUCUCUGACCAAAGACAACCCUGAGGCUUCCGGAACGAAUUGGCAGUUUGAGUUCUCGCCUGAGUGCUUCUCCGACACGGACCCCGAAUACGCUGUGAGGGUAUGCCGCGCUGUGAAGGCUGCGUGGGGCCCCGACGGAUCAAAGGGCGAUCAGAUCAUUCUCAACCUGCCCGCUACGGUCGAACUCGCGACACCUAACAUUUAUGCGGAUUUGAUUGAGACUUUCUGCAACAACAUUGGUGACAGGGAGGACGUGUGCAUUUCUCUGUUAGUACAACCCGACAUGCUGAAUACUCUUGGCGCCGCUAACAAAGAACAGGCGUUGCAGCGGCCGAGUUGGGCCAGAUGGCUGGAGCUGACCGUCAACGGCGAGAGGACGGGCAACGUCGAUCUCGUCACCCUCGCGCUGAACCUCUACACCCAGGGUGUCAGCCCACAGAUCGACUUUUCCGACCUGAACUCAGUCAUUGACAUGGUUGAAUCCUGCACCAAGAUCCCCGUCCACCAGCGUGCUCCUUAUGGCGGCAGUCUCGUCUGUGCCGCUUUCUCCGGCAGCCAUCAAGAUGCGAUCAAGAAGGGAUUCCAAAUCCGCCAGCGCGACGGCCUUUCAGUCGAAGACCCAUGGAACGGCAUGCCCUACCUGCCCCUGGACCCUCAAGAUAUUGGUCGCAACUACGAGGCCAUUAUUCGUGUCAACUCGCAGUCUGGAAAGGGCGGUACCGCCUUCAUCCUGCAGGCCAAGCUGCAGCUCGAUCUCCCCCGUGGCCUUCAGGUGGCGUUCUCCAGAGUUGUUCAGAACCGCACCGAGGAACUUGGACGCGAGCUCCUGGCCAACGAAAUCACCACCCUCUUUGAGUCCACGUACUUCCUCAACGACAACCCCCACUUCAGCCUGGUCGACUACAGCAUCAGCCCAGAUCGCUCGCAAUCACCCGCGCCCGCGCCCCCCGGCAAGACUCAGGACACGAAGAGCUUGAGACGUAUCUUCGAGGGCGUGAUUGUUAUGAACGGCGAGGAGAUCAAGCUGCGCGGUCGCGGCAACGGUCCCAUCUCGAGCAUGGUCGCCGCUCUGCGAGCUGUGAACAUUGACUUUGACGUCAACGACUACAAGGAGCACGCUAUUGGCGAGGGCCGUGGUGUCAAGGCCGCCUCCUACGUUGAGGUCAAGCCCACGGGCAGCAAGCAGACGGUCUGGGGUGUUGGUGUCCACGAGGAUGUCGUACAGAGUUCGCUCCUGGCCGUGCUGAGCGCGGCGAGCUCCUUCAUUGCGAGCCGACCUACCAGCCCUACCCUGAACCCCGUGGCGGUUCCCGUCCCUCAGGCGACGCCAAAUCUCAUCUCCGUCUUGGAGGAAAAGGCGAAUGGCAUGUAA